Molecule: messenger RNA, 3285 nt
Organism: Branchiostoma belcheri (Belcher's lancelet)
Lineage: Eukaryota; Metazoa; Chordata; Leptocardii; Amphioxiformes; Branchiostomatidae
Product: arrestin domain-containing protein 3-like
Exons: 8
Coding region: 172-1317 (381 amino acids)
Biological process (GO): protein transport
Cellular component (GO): cytoplasm
Source: RefSeq, a predicted model, not a curated record
GACGUCACUUCCGGUUGCAUCGCGGAUUGCGGAAGCGAGUUUGUACAAAACAAGAAGCGAUGGAAGUGUAGAGGAAGAACACAGACGAUUUACCGCAGAUCCAGGGUCGGCCCGUGAUUUGGGGGCUUACUUUGCGUCUUCUGGUGGUAGUAAUGUUGCAAAGAAGCUGCGAUGGGGCGGCUGAAGCUCUUCGAGAUCGCCCUGGACGGCGAUAAAGCUGUGUACGAACCGACCGAAGUUGUGAGCGGCCAUGUUGUUUUGGAACUGCGGGGAGAGAUGCGACUCCGCUCGCUGAAGGUGGACAUCCGCGGGCUCGCUAAGGUACACUGGACGGAGUCCCGCGGCAUGGGCACGGAGACGGGCUCCUACACACAACACUUCACCGACGAACUGGAGUACUUCCACAUGGAAGAAACGCUGCUGGGAAACGGAACAGACUCUGAAUCCGAGGCAGAGGACGACCAGCCACUGCUGACUGCAGGAAGACACCAGUUCUCCUUCAGUUUCCAGCUCCCAGAUGAGCGACUCCCAACAUCCUUUGAGGGUAAACACGGGAGCGUCCGGUACUGGCUGAAGGCGGAGAUCGACCGACCCUGGACGCUACCGUCCAAAGUGAAACGCGACUUCACAAUCAUCGACCACAUCGAUAUCAAUGACACAUACCACCUGACUCCGACAGGUGGAAGCAGGGAGAAGACCUUGUGUUGCUGGCUGUGCACAUCUGGACCUGUCAGUCUGAGUGCAAGAACAGACAGGCGAGGGUACUGCCCAGGAGAAUCCAUUGCAAUAUCGGCAGAGUUUGAGAACCACUCUUCACGACGGAUGAUUCCCAAAGCAGCGCUGUACCAGACUCAGUGUUACAGGGCAGGCGGGAAGACGCGAACGGUACGAGAGAACGUGGCGCACAUGAAAGGCGAGGCCUUGUCUGCGGGGGACACUGUACAGUGGGAGAACAGACUACUGCCAGUGCCUGCCCUCACACCCUCUAUCAUCAGCUGUAGUAUCAUCACUGUGGAAUACUCUCUCAUGGUGUUCCUGGAUAUUCCAGGUGGGAUGAACCUGAUCUUGCACCUGCCCAUCGUCAUAGGAACCGUACCUCUGAGCAGACAACCCUACCCCAUCCACCUGUACCCCAUGGCUGGCAUCUCAACACCCUUCGCUGAUGCUCCCCUAGUUAUGAUGAGUGUAUGGCUGGCCUGCCCUCCCCUGACAUCCCUGUGGCCGCCCCACCAGGCAGAGUCACCCUCAACCCCGGCGAGCCUCCUCCCAACUACUCACAGGUGGAAGCUGCAUCCUAAGAAAGUCCAGGUCAGCUAGUGCUGGUUUAGACAUGGAAGUAGAAGUGGAGACAGUGGUGGGAACUGCACACAUGUAUGCCUUGGAGAAGUGAGGCACUUACUAUAACCACCAGUCAACAGUAGCUUUUUAUAACCUUGCAGAAGGCUGAAGUGUUGCUUUAUGAUUGUGCUUUACACCAUUGUGGCUUUUAUCAGAUUAAAUUAUUACACUACAUCUAAGUGUAUACAUGCAAUAUGUAAUAGAUGAUAAAUACGAAUGCCCCUUUUAUAAUGUUUGAUUUGUCAGCAUAAUCAGUGCAUUAAUCACUCUUCUGUUAAUGGUCAGCAUAACUUAUCACAAUUGGAACUAUAAUAUUAUAAAUAGUAAAUAUACAGACAGGGAAGAGCCCACCUGGGCUUUGUUGUUUGUGGGCUUGAUGUGAGAUGUUCCAAAAACUUCACAGUAUCUGAAUGCUGUCAUUUAUUUUUCAUUGAUUGAUUAAUGUGGUAUUCUAUGUGUUACCAUGGAUGUGAAGGCACAAAAUAUUUUUGUCUUAUCUGGACUUCACUUUGCUGUUUUUUCCUAACCUUCCCCACGAGUCAGUCCGUACCCAAUAUGUAAUACUCACAUUUGCAGUGGGUACAGUUUUAGAAGUGUAUGACACUGUGAAGUUUGUUUACUAACUGCCUGUUGUAACUACUUUCCAAGGAAACUCUUAAUUGUUGCAUAAAACAAGUGUUUGUUUCUUUGUUAAAGGUAUGCAAAAGUUAAGUAACCAUUUUUGUUUUGAACUGAGGUGCUUGUUUACACAUGGUUUAUGGUUGAUAGUUCAUCUGUGUUAGUAUUUAUUUUGAGACAUUUUCCAACACAAGAAAAGUUAUGUAAACCCCAACAUUUUCUUGCAUUGGAUAUCACACUUAAAUCCUGCAUAUGAUCAGAAUAUGGGUUUAUGUAGACCACAGCGAAUGUCCCCUCUGCCUUAAAUUGAGCUUUGCAAAAGAUUUCUAACAAAAAUGCCAUGGAACAAAAUGUAUUUAUUCUAGUCAAACUACUGGCAAGUCUUGCUAGCCACACAUGAUGUGUUUCUGUCAAUGUGUGAAAGGUAAGACUGGGAUUUUUAACCAAGGGGUGGGGUGGGGGUCAGUAGCAAAGUUUGAUUUCCUCAGUGUAAGUUUUUAUAAAUGUAUUUGGUAUUUGUAAUCAGAAUGCUGUCACACUACAGAUCCUGAUACAUUUUCUACUAAAGUCUUGUCUGCUUCCCUCACAAAUAAUUACAUAGGAAUCAGCCAAUGGGAAUUUAGACUCUAGAGACAGAGACAAAUCACAACUACGAAUUAUGGUAGCCAACUACCUGUAUGCUUUUAUAUGGGAAUCUGACAUUUUAUAGGAAGAAAACAUUACCAGUUAUCUGGUGGUUGAAUGAUACAAUGCAGACUAAACAUAUUCCUGUAAUAGGCUGGCAGACAUGUUUUUCACCACAAGCCAUAAUUUAUCCUUGCAAAAGGUGCCCUAAUUUUACAUGUCAUUAAUAGCAAGAUGUGUGACUUAAUUUCCUUAAUCAUAUAGAAAUAAAUCUUUUGUUGGGAACAUCAAAAACAAUUAAUACACAUAAAGAUAUUUGGGUUAACCAACCAACCAUUGCACAGCCACAUGUAUAUACUAACUACAUUCACAUAUAGUAUGGAGAGUGACAGAAAAUCUGUUUUGAAAAGUAUGUUUUUGUUUGCUUAUGCAGGACGAAUUUCUAGGGUUGCACAAAAGUUAUGUUUCAAAGUUUUGAAUACAAAACAUUGCACAAGAACACUGCCACAAAAAUAAUUAACAAGAAGAAUAACUACUAACUACUAGUAUCAAAGAAUUGAUUUGUAGUAAUAUUUUCAAAAAUUCUAUUUUAAAAUUUUACCCUUGCCACCUAUGAACCUUAGCAUACUUAUUACAUAAAAUUAUGCAAUUCUUAUUUUCAGUGAAGGUUGGAAUGACUUUUGUAAAGUUUGACUAUCUACUAUA